Messenger RNA from Colletotrichum paranaense, 378 nucleotides. RefSeq lists its product as uncharacterized. Lineage: Eukaryota; Fungi; Ascomycota; Sordariomycetes; Glomerellales; Glomerellaceae. The transcript has a single exon. The record is from RefSeq and is a predicted model, not a curated record. The coding region runs from base 1 to 378 and encodes 125 amino acids.
AUGGAAUUGUCUAUGCUCUCGCUGCCCGCCUUGUGCGCUGGUCGACCCGACUCGCUCUCUCCCGAAUGCUCACCGGAAGAUCGUCGACAUGCUACCUCACUGACAAGUCCAGAUGUGGACGGCGAUCUGGUAUUGCAACAUGCAACUGCCGCUGGCCUGCCGUCCGUCAUCCUGCCCUACACACCCACUAACACCAAGCACCAGCAGCAAACCAUCACGCAACUUAACUGUCAAAAUGCUCUAGGCUCAUUCACGGUUGUCCUCAAAACUCUAAUAAACCCUCAACCGUCUUGUCACCUCUCACUCGAGCCCCCCAUAACCAGCCAAUCUCGCUCCCCAUCCACGGCCCCUCUUUCCUCUCGGCUCCCGUCCCCAUGA